GUCUGAGCUGGGGGAGUUUGCCGUGAGGCUGCAAAUAAAGCAGAUGUGUUUGUGAAUUUCAGUAGUGUCUAGACUUUCUUUUACUAAAGUUGAUGAUACAGCAUUUAACCUGAGCUGUUUUCUUUAUUUUGCAUUUUGUUCCUCUUCAUCCUUUAUUUUAAGUGCUCGCAUAUGGGAAUGAAAUGGAGAAAUUAAGGAAAUAUAUGUCAGCAAGAGAUGAGGAUCAGUUUUAUCAUCAGGGAGCUGUGGAAUUACUGGUCUUUAACUUUUUGCUCAUUCUUACAAUAUUAACAAUUUGGUUAUUUAAAAAUCAUCGAUUCCGCUUUUUGCAUGAAACUGGAGGAGCCAUGGUUUAUGGUCUCCUAAUGGGAUUAAUUAUACGAUAUGCAACAACACCAACAGACUUUGAAAGUGGAACUGUCUUUCCUUGUGAGAAGCUGAAGUUUGGCCCACCCACCCUACUUGUUAAUAUAACAAACCAAGUAUAUGAAUAUCAGUACAAAAGAGAAAUCAGCCAACACAACAUUAAUGCUCACCAAGGCAAUGCAAUGCUUCAAAAGAUGACAUUUGAUCCUUCAAUCUUCUUCAAUGUUUUACUGCCACCCAUUAUAUUUCAUGCUGGAUAUAGUUUAAAGAAGAGACAUUUUUUUCGUAAUUUAGGAUCAAUUUUAACAUAUGCCUUUUUGGGAACUGCCAUCUCUUGCAUUGUUAUAGGGUUGAUAAUGUAUGGCUUUGUGAAGGCCAUGCUACAUGUUGGCCAGUUAAAAGGAGGGGAUUUUCACUUCACGGACUGUUUAUUUUUUGGCUCGUUGAUGUCUGCUACAGACCCAGUGACAGUUCUGGCUAUUUUCCACGAGCUGCAUGUGGAUACAGAUCUGUAUACCCUCCUUUUUGGAGAGAGUGUCCUAAAUGAUGCUGUGGCUAUAGUUCUCACAUAUUCGAUUUCUGUUUACAGUCCCAAGGAGAAUCCUAACACAUUUGAUGCUGCUGCUUUCUUCCAGUCUGUGGGAAAUUUCCUGGGGAUCUUUGCUGGAUCGUUUGCAAUGGGGUCCUCAUACGCUGUUGUCACCGCUUUAUUGACAAAAUUUACAAAGCUGUGUGAGUUCCCCAUGUUGGAAACAGGCCUGUUCUUCCUCCUGUCUUGGAGUGCCUUCCUGUCAGCAGAAGCUGCUGGUCUUACAGGAAUUGUUGCAGUCCUUUUUUGUGGAGUCACACAGGCCCAUUAUACCUACAACAAUCUGUCAUCAGAUUCCAAAAUGAGAACUAAACAGUUGUUCGAGUUCAUGAAUUUCUUGGCCGAGAAUGUCAUCUUCUGUUACAUGGGGCUUGCACUAUUCACAUUCCAAAAUCAUAUAUUUAAUGCUCUCUUUAUAUUUGGGGCAUUUGUGGCAGUUUUCAUAGCAAGAGCAUGUAACAUAUACCCACUUUCUUUCAUUCUGAAUUUGGGCCGAAAACAAAAGAUUCCCAGGAACUUUCAACACAUGAUGAUGUUUUCAGGUUUACGUGGUGCAAUAGCGUUUGCACUGGCUAUUCGGGACACAGAAUCUCAACCCAAACAAAUGAUGUUUACCACAACACUGCUUAUUGUGUUUUUCACAGUCUGGGUAUUUGGUGGGGGCACCACGCCGAUGCUCACAUGGCUUCAGAUCAGAGUUGGCAUAGAUCCAGAUGAAGAUCUGAAAGCAGAAACUGCAAGCCAGAAAGCAACUACUGCGGAUAAGAACACAACCAAGGCUGAGAGUGCGUGGCUGUUCAGAAUAUGGUAUGGGUUUGAUCAUAAAUAUCUGAAACCCAUUUUAACCCAUGCUGGUCCACCGCUUACAACAACAUUACCCGAAUGGUGUAAUCCUAUUGCCAGACUGCUAACUAGCCCUAGAGCAUAUGGAGAGCAGCUGAAGGAUGAUGACAUGGACUGUAUCGUGAAUAAUGAUGAACUGACUAUAAAUUAUGAAGACCCCAAUCCUGUUCCAGUGCCGGCACAGGCCAGAAUAGACUCACCCCAGACUCCAGGCAAGGAAAACAUUCAUGAAGGAGACCUUGUAUUAGGAGGAUGUGAACUCCAGUUGGAGCACACUCCAGCACAAACCCAGUUGAAUUCAUUAGCAUGAGCAGUGCAAAUGUAAUCAUAAGAAAUGCACAGAACAUGAAGGAAUAAAAGCCACACGUAUGAGGGAGUGUUGGUAAGAAGCUAGAAAAUGUAUUAAAAGCAGAAAUUGAAGAGAAUCAAAACCUUGUCAAAUGUAUCUUCUGGUGCCUGAAGAAAUGAGGAUCAUCAUCAUCCAUAUAUGCUAUACAACUAAAUUUAAUGUUUUGACAGUGGCAAUUUUUAUUAAUGAAAUUGAAGGCACUGUCUGCUAAAGGCAUAUUACAGAUGCACUCACAGCGUCAAUUGUACUUCGCACACACAUAAACACACAGACUUCUGAAUGUUGUUCUCUUUGUUAAUUAAUUCAGGUGAGGAGGAGAGAUAUUUGAUUAACACGAUCAUGCUCAGAUGAUCAUAGAACUUUGUAAUAAGUUGCUCCUGGGCAGACAUAUCACCCAUGGGACAGGAGGAAAUUUCUUUUGUACAAAUGCAAACUUUGGGCAGCUACUUUCUCUUUACAAAUGUUUAAGACUCCCACUUAAUGCUUCUAGCAUUUGGCAUUUUCUAGAGUCAGUCCAAUGAAUGCUUCAGCAAAAAUAAGUUUCACACCCUUGGCUGCAGAGGGUUAAUUCAGAACACAAAAACUGGGCAUUGCUAUAUUAGCUGUUCAAGCUAAAUAAAUCAAUAAUGGAACUUUUUAUUAUUAUUUUGAUUGAUCAUGAUCACUAUGGCAUACAGCAAUUACACUUAUCCCACAAUGCAUUUGUUGCUAGAGCUUGGCAGUAGGUUUUUAUACACAGCUUGCGUGAUGGGAACAAUUUAUGUUUUUUGUUGUGGUAAAAACAUUCAAAGUUUGUAUUUUGAUUUUAGCUUCUUGGGGGCUGGGUGGUGGUGGUGGGGUGUGGGUGUGGGUGUGUAUAUAAUAUAUUAUAUAUAUACACACACACACACACAAAGUCCUGCAAAAGAGUUUACUUUUUAAGAUAAGAUUUAAGAUGUGCAUGAUCACACAUUUACAUUUGGCACUUAGAUAUUACAGUGAAAAGUAAGAUGGUAAAACCUAGAUAGACAAAUGAGAGAAAGAUUUAGGUAUGGAAAUACCAGCUGUGUCUGCAUAAAUUCAGCAUAUGAAUUCACACAUGGUCAGUCAUGCACCUAACGGAUCAUGAUGUACCUGGCCGUAUCAGGCAUUUGCACAUAUAAAUUGGGUAUUGCGAAUGCAUGCGCACAGGGGCAUGUCUCUAACAUUUAAAGUCUGGCUUUGUAUCUUCUCAGCACAGGAGUUUCAGCUCAGAUGCAGCAUAGGUUGCUUAUCACAUUGCUUGAAAGUGUUCCUACCAUGAAAGCUGAACCACGAGUUUCGAACAAGGUCAUUCUUAACCAAAAAGUAACAGAGGGUCCUGUGGCACCUUUAAGACUAACAGAAGUACUGGGAGCAUAAGUUUUCGUGGGUAAGAACCUCACUUCUUCAGAUGCAAGACAUUUCUAAGCCAUGGGGGAGGGUGUGUGUGGAAUCAAGUCAUCCCAAUGAAACCAUGAAUGAUCAUAAAGCUGAAUGGGUUUUGAUUCCAUCACAGAUGGAAACUGAAACACAGACUUAAAUAUAAUCCAGUUUUAGUCAUUCUUUUCCAGGCUAAUUAAUUGCUGGUUGGAUUUAAAACUAGACCAGCUGCUCUAAGCAUAAAUUUAACACAGGAGUGCUAUGCGCUUUUCGGAAAUAUCAGAAGCUUAAAUUGGCUUUCCCCUCCCCCAAAAAACAUUAAUCAAGGGGCUUCAAAGGAUGUUAGUCCCCAUGUGGGGGUGGGGACUAUUCUAUAUUAGGUCGUCCCGAGGAAAAGUGGUGGGUUUGCAACUCCCCGACUUGACAAAUCUAGCUGAGGGAGAGUGGAGGAAGCUGUGUACCCUGGAUGCAUGAAGGAAUAGAGAAGAAAGAAGAAAUGAGGAAUAUGGUGUUAUGCCCUGAGUGGCCCAAAGGAGGAUGGAGUUGUGCACUGUGGGGCACCAGGUGGGCAGGGCUGACAGUACAAGGAGAGAUGAGCACCUAGAGGCACAUAGAGGAGAGCUGAACAUUUAGUGACAUAUAGUGGGUUAUUAUACAUAUGAUAGUGGGUAUUGUAGUGCAGUCAUGAGUCCAGUAGCUAGGGCUACUGCCUUCAACCUUUACAAGUACUGUGUAAGUGUCCCCAUGCUCCUUGUAUUCCUUGGAAAAGAAUAAUUCCAGAUAGGUUUGGAGAUGAUUAGAUGUAUGGUGGAAAUAACUAAGUCCUUGCAAUAUUAAUAGGCAGGUGUUAAGCUUUUUUCCUCCUCCCCAAGAGCUGGAAGUGACUCAAACUCUCUUUGCCAAAUGUUCUGUUCUGAAAUACACCCCCCUACUGGAGCAUCCUCUGCGUUUCUUCCCCAUUUUAUUUAUUGUGGCUGUGUCCAUGUUUCAUUAAGUGGGAUACAUUAAGAGCCCUAGGCUGAUGUCCUCUGCUGAACCAUAGACUAGUACAGUAGCAAAAGAUCUUCCACACCAUCAUGCCAAUAUUCCUUAAGACUUACUUUGGAAGGCUAACUGCUUUUUUAGGGUGAAAAGUAGUUCAAUCUUCAUGGCCAUUCAGUCCUUGCUCUUCGUGCUGAGAUUGUCAACAAAGGAACAUCCGUGUUUUGUGGGGUGGACACCUAUCCACUGAGACUGACUGAGAGCACCAAAUUAGAUUCUUUUAGCUUUACAGAGUUGGGCUACCAGAAAUCUCUAGUAGUGGUAAAAGGGUCUAUAACCUAUUGCUAUCCACUGCAUUAUUAAAUCCUUCUUGUUUCCUAAUUUUAAAGUAUGCUUUGUACUGGUGGAAUACUGAUACAUAGCAUGAUGAUAUGUACUGUAUUCAGCCAUAAGGGAUACUGGGAACUAGUGUCUAGUAAUUCUACAUGAAAAUUUAAACAGUGAUGUGAGAGAGGGCCUCUAUGGUAUAAUUCAAUUCGUACUUUGAACAUUUAAACUACUUAGUUUAAUACAGUGCUUGACUGAACAUGUGAUUCACUACCAUGAUAAAUAUGGAGUUAUUUUUCCUGUUUGACCUAAUCUAAUAAAACAUUGCUUGGAAAAUGACACAUAAAAUACCUAGUCACAAUGUAGUGACUGCAUACUCAAUAUUAAGGUCAAUAUGCUAGAGAAGAUGUGGUCUGGAAUUCUGCUAUGUUACUAAACCCUUAUUUUAUUUCCAGUAGCAAUAACUGGGAUUCCAUAUUAAACUGCAGCGCAUGUUUAGAUAGGUUUUAGAAGUAUCAUGAAUGGAUCCUGGAUGUGAAGGAGAGCCCAGUUCAAAAAGAAACUGCACUAAAAGUUAUCAGGUUCCCGUGAUAACAUUCACUGAGAAGUGCAACAUCUGGUAACCUAGGGCAAGCUGUUAUGAACAAACAUUCUCAUUGUUCUGCAUAACAAACUUAGACUUUUCCAUAAUAGCUACUUCAGACCUUAGUCCAGCAAAGCACUUAACCGAGUGCGUAAAUGUAAGCCAACUGAAGCCAAUAGGCUACUCACACCCUGAGUAUAUGCUGUGUUAGACUGAUGCCUUAGUGCAUUUCUUUUCUUUUUGAAAGUUAAUGGACAGCAGCUGUCACUGAGUCUUCAGCGUACACACAAUCCUGAUUUGUAUACACAUCAGGGGUGCACAAGCAUCACAGUGUGCACAUGCACAGGUUAGGUGCACACACGUGCACUUUUGAAAUGCUAUCCCUAUGUUUUCAUAAAUCCCAAUAAUGCCUGGGAUAGAAAAAUUAAUUUGCCACUUGAGAACUGAACAUUAGUAGAAACUAACAUUCUGCGUCACCAAAAAGUGCUGCUUCUAAACAGAAAGCCUUUUUUCCUCUGUUUCCUAUUAGCAAAAUGAAAAACAGUCUUACAAUGAACCACUUCAGUGAGUUUUAAAUAACUAAAAUAACACAAGCUCAUCUCUACCAGUAUAAUCCCAACAGACAUGAAUCCCAGCUAGUCAGCUGUGAAGGGCUUGUCAACAUUUUUAUUUUAUAAAUAAUUCUUUCAGAACCAGAGAAUUCUCUGUUUGGAAACAGGAAUCAACCAGCGAGUUGAGUUAACCCCUUGUUUUGUUCCUAAAAGUGAACCUUUUCAACCAAUGAAAUCCCCUCACAAAGUUAGCUCACAUUGAGUUGAUCUAGAGCUUUUGUUAGCUUCCUUGGCAGUUUUUGUCCUUCAAGGGGAUUAGCUGAAAUACCUGAAUAUGUUUUGUUUGAAAACUUUUUCUUCUAAUUUUGUCCCUUUUUGGUAUAUUUAAAUCAAUUUACAACAGAAACAUGAUCAAAUACAUGAGUGCCAGUUUAUGUACAAAAUGAAAGCAAACUAAGACUGCCAAGAUAAUACUGGUUUUUUUCUGCUUCAUUCCCCCCUUUCAAGGGAUUAAGAGGUAGGACAGCCUGGUUCGAUACUGAAUGUCAGAAGAGCAAAUAUUCCCUCACCAGUCUGGCAAAGCAGAUCCAGCCAGCAGGCUCAAAAUAGUUCAUCAGAUUAAAUGUGGUAGAAAAACAGAUUCUUCAUGAAAGUAAGGAGAAGCAAUACAAAAGCGACGUGGAACCAGUCAGUGGUCCAGGUUGUUGCUUCCAAUAAUGAAAAGCAUCAACACCAAGAUGUUUCUAUGAGGAAAUGUUUGCCCCAUGGUAAAGACUACCCGUACCCACCAUCCACACACACACUUUGGCUCUGGCCCUUGGUGGCCUCCCUGCCAGCAAGGCCUCAUUGAAGCUGCAUUGCUGGAACCUUCCCCCAGCAGCCAUGGCAGCCCCAGACCCUCUUUGAAGAUCCACAAAUAAAUUGAUACAGUCUAGGGCUGUAUUAAUUAUUCCAACUAAUUUCCCGGGGAUUCGGGAGAAGGUAAUGAGCAUCCCAACCCAGUUCUUAUCCCCUGAACUACUCUGACUCCAUCUUCUCCCUCCAGUGUGGAUUCUGGAUGCUGACAGCCCUGCACAUGCUCCAUGGAGUGGAAAUGAUGCUGUUUACGAAUCAAGUCUUCUUGCCAAUAAAGGCAAUCCUUAGUAUCAUCAGAGUGGUGGCAAGAUUCACUCACCUAGCCAGUAAGUGAAGAAAGCAGGUCUUAGGUACAGACGAGACCACCAUCAUUUCAGGCCCUAGAUGGCUUCAAAUCUGGGCAAGAUAGAUUAGUUUCACCCUCCUUGUGGACCUUAUGAGGUUUGAAAUUCUGAUGCUAGAAACCAUAGGGAAUAAAUGAAUGUAUAUUGGAGCCACUGUUCUACAUCGUUCUUAUUGUUUAACUGUCUGUUUCUAUGUAUGUUACUAUGAAGGCUGAUGGACAUAAAUAAAAUACUACUGCUACUUUA
This is a messenger RNA of Chrysemys picta bellii (western painted turtle), 7414 nucleotides long. It is a transcript of the gene SLC9A9, whose product is annotated as solute carrier family 9 member A9. Gene Ontology annotation, cellular component: recycling endosome; plasma membrane. NCBI's taxonomy places the organism in Eukaryota, Metazoa, Chordata, Testudines, Emydidae. The record is from RefSeq and is a predicted model, not a curated record. Gene Ontology annotation, biological process: sodium ion import across plasma membrane; proton transmembrane transport; potassium ion transmembrane transport. Gene Ontology annotation, molecular function: potassium:proton antiporter activity; sodium:proton antiporter activity.